Dunckerocampus dactyliophorus (ringed pipefish) is the source of this 7343-nucleotide messenger RNA. RefSeq names its product tyrosine-protein phosphatase non-receptor type 14-like. Gene Ontology annotation, molecular function: protein tyrosine phosphatase activity. Gene Ontology annotation, biological process: lymphangiogenesis; protein dephosphorylation. The record is from RefSeq and is a predicted model, not a curated record. Lineage: Eukaryota; Metazoa; Chordata; Actinopteri; Syngnathiformes; Syngnathidae. Gene Ontology annotation, cellular component: cytoskeleton. The transcript has 20 exons. Bases 2495 to 6355 code for a protein of 1286 amino acids.
CAUAAGUGUUCAGUUGUCCAUCCAUUUGCCAUUUGUAAUAUUUUUUUUCCAUCAUUUUCUGCAUGUAAAACUAUAAUUAUUGUCUAUAAAAUGUGUUUUGUGUUUUUUUGGGUGUCUGGAACGGAUUAAUUGGACUUACAUUAUUUUCUAUGGGAAAACUAGGUUUGGUUAGAGUCCAUUUUGGUUUGAGGGGAGACCUUGUGGCUAACGAAGACACCACUGUACGUCAUCCCCGUACAGAUGGAUUGAGCUGUUUCUGAUACUGUCAUUAAAGUCAUUAAUAUAUAAGGAAAAUAACAGUGGUCCACAAACAGACCUUGUGGGACCCCUUUACAGCCAUUGAGAUAGUUUGAUAAGAAACCAUCAGCCACCACAGCCUGAGUUCUACCAGAUUAAUAAUUCUCAUUCCAUUAACAGGACGUGUCAUCGAAGCCAAUGUUGUACAGACUCUCUAGAAGUACAGCAUGGUCACCUGUGCCAAAAGUUUUAGAAAGAUCAAUAAAAAAGCAUAAAAAUCAAGUUUGUUGUCUAAAGCAUGUGCAAUAUCAUUCACAACCUUCAUGGUUGCUGACACAAAACCAUGUCCAGGCCUCAAACCAGACAGAGAUGUUUAGAACGUUUAUGUUUUGAUAGGUAGGAAUAAAGCCGAUCACUUAUGAGACGUUCUAAUAUUUUCGCCAAGCAGGGUAAUUAUGAAAUUGGCCGAUAGUUAUUCAGUUCAUUUGGGGGAUCACCUUUAUGAAGAGGAGUUACAUAAGCUGUUUUCCAUAGUUUAGGAAUGCACCCGGUUGAUAGAGUCAGAUUAAAGGAAAGGCCUCAAGGAAAAAUGACGGUGUUCUGUGUAUGUUGACAUAAAUGUAGAAUUGUUGAUUGGUACAUUCUGGCCUAUGUUGUGGAAGAUAUGACUUUCACAUUUUCAUCAAAAAUGUAGACGGUGUCUUGGGAGAACUGUACUGGUAAAGAUAUGAGGAGGGGGUCUUCGAGAGAGCUUUCAUUAUUUUCCUUUGAUGGAUUGCCACAGCAGUCUAAUACAGAUGUACUGUAACAUAGUAAGAUGAUUUAGCUUUACGCCUUUCAACAAGGCACUCAUUUCGGAGAUAGCAGUAAUACUGCUAAUCGUCACUCGGGCAAGGUUCCUAUUGCGCAACAUUGCAGCAAUGUCAGUUGUAAAGUACUAUGGGUAAUUUCUGUUCUUUACUCUUAAUUUCUUAAAGGGUGCAUGUUUGUCAGCAACAGAGUUAAACGUUUUAUCAAAAUAAUUUUGAGCUAAGAUCUGGGAUAGCAGUUAUAGAACGCAUAUCACUCAAGGACAAAUUAUAUAUAUAAAAAAAAAAUCAUGAUCCACAGUGUCUAGAUCAGGGGUCCCCAACAUUUUUCCUUGUGAGAGCUACUUUUUACAAAAUGAAAAUGGCCAAGAGCUACUCAUUUUUGUAACAUUUAUUUUCAGAGCUUAUUUUAAACCCAAACAAAGCGAAUGUGCUUGUUUUACCAGAACAUUAACAAAAUGCUGGUGUCCACAACUCACAUUUUGUAUUUCAGAAUGCAUUUCUUUCUACUGUUCUUUCAUUAUUAACUGAAAACCUGAAUGAAAAGCAGGCUUGCGGGCACCUCAUGUGGUCGUGAGGGGCUACCUGGUGCCCGCGGGCACCACGUUGGUGACCCCUAGUCUAGAUACCAUGCCAAUGUGGCCCCGAGUGGUCAUGGGCAUCAUUGGCACGACAACAUGUUUUGAUUCGCGAUGGCGCUACCAUGAAGCAUGCUGAAAACAAGCGGUUCUGUGGUAGAUAUUGAGCAAAUGUAUGGCAGACAAAGAACAGUUUUACUGUUUUAGCUCUGUGAUAAAUUCACAUCUUAGGGACUAUUCAAGUCCCAGUGCAGAUGAUGAAAUACUAUGUACUGAAACUGGAACUGGUCAGUGGGAAAAAAAAAAGCCAGAUUACUUUAAAAAUGCUGCUGGGAUUCCCUUAAGUACUGAACUCGUUGAGCUUAUUGCCGCUCAUGUGUAUGAUUGUUUUAAGGUCUAUACUGUACUACUAGAUGUAAUUCCAUGUGCAUCAUAAGGCCGCGAGGAUAAAAAAAAACCUUAUCUAUUAUAUUAUAAUAUAUUAUUAUAAUAUAUAAUCAGUUUUUUUUCAUCUUGCUUUCACGGUCGUUUUCCUGUACAGGAAGAGGGGGAAACCUCCCACAAGCUCAGGAUGGAUCGCUGGAUGCCCUUCCUAACCUUCACCAUGUAUCCAGGCUUGGGACUGGCACUACAAAGUACACUGCACCUGUCCAUCUUCCUCAUCCUCAUCCGGACAUCUUGUGGGAAUGGGCCAGCACCUGGCCAGGGUGCAUCUCUCCACCCGGUGGUACGGCCGGCAUCGUGCGAGAGUGAGGUGGGCAGUGGCCAGGUCUUAAAAGGCCAGGCCCCCUCUGACCCCUGUCUUCUUUGUGGGCUUUCUCCCACGUUGACUUUUGACCCUUUCACCCUUGUCGUGCCCGGCUGCCAGCGAUGCCCUUCCGGCUGAAGCUGCGGCGCACGCGGCGCUACAACGUCCUAAGCAAGAACUACUUUGUGACGCGCAUUCGCCUGCUGGACAGCAACGUGAUUGAAUGCACUCUGUCAGUGGAGAGCACGGGGCAGGAAUGCCUGGAGGCUGUGGCCCAGCGACUGGAACUCCGGGAGACGCACUACUUCGGCCUGUGGUUCCAAGGCAAGACCCAGACUCCGGCACAGCGCUGGGUGGAGUUAGAGAAGCCUCUCAAGAAGCAAUUAGACAAGUUUGGCAAUGAGCCGCUGCUGUUCUUCGGCGUGAUGUUUUACGUGCCCAGCGUGUCCCGCUUGGAGCAGGAGGCCACAAGGUAUCAGUAUUACCUUCAGGUGAAGAAGGAACUGUUGGAUGGACGUCUCCACUGCACGGUGGAGCAGGGCAUCAGACUAGCUGGCCUAGCAGUGCAAGCUGACUUUGGGGAUUUCACUCAGUUUAUGUCUCAGGACUUCCUCAGGGAGUAUGUGCUCUUUCCAGUGAACUGGCCUAAUGGAGACGAAGUGCUGGAGGAGUGGACUCAAAAGGUUGCAGAAGAGCACAAGAGCCACUGCCGAAUGCAAGCAGCUGAGGCUGAGCUCUUGUACAUUAAGGAGGUGGAGAAACUGGAUGGCUUCGGCCAGGAGAGCUUCCCUGCUAAGGACAACUACACCAACGAUAUUUUCAUCGGCAUGUCUUUCAUUGGAGUGUUUGUCAAACACCGAAAUGGGAGGUCCAUCAUGCUCCACAGGUGGAAGGACAUCGGCACCAUAGCGCACAACAAGUCUGCCAUCACAGUGGAGAUAAUGAGCAGGGAUGACACUAUCAUUUUUCACACGGAGGAUAUGGAAAUGGCCAAGUACAUUGCUCGUCUUUUCACGGCCAGACACAAGUUCUACAAACAGAACAAGAUUUGUGCAGAGCCAACUCAUUCCCCUGCACCAAUCAGGAGGCGACCCACCUGGACUCACCGCCUCUCUCUGCCACGGCCGCAGUCCUGUAACUUCCAGACAAUGCAUUCCCAGUAUGGAGAACAUUAUCAAGACACACAGAGUUCUCAAGACAGUAUCUUCCAUGACGACCCCUACUACAAAUCCCAGACCAGCCUGGACCACUGCCAGGUGGACUUCCCCUUCCGUAACGGCACCUUGCCCAAUGGAAGCAUGUACAGCAGCCCCAGUUUGAGCUCCCUCAACCAUUCCCAGACGUUCAUCCCGCCCUCACCAAUGUCCUCCAACCUCAGCAUCCCGGGCAGCGAGCUCAUGCGCCCCGACUACAUCCCCAGCCACCGCCACAGCGCCAUCAUUGCUCCGUCCUACCGGCCCACGCCCGAGUACGAUGCCGUGAUGCGGCAGAAGCGGCGCAUGCUCCCCGCUCACCACGACCUCCACAGCCAGUCGCUGCGUAGUCUGAACAUUAGCAAUGCCUGCGCUUAUCGCCAGCCUGAGGCGUUGGUGUAUAGCCAACCAGAAAUGAGGGAGAGGGGGCCUUAUCAUGGCCUGGGACCCAGUCCUGGACCUUACACACAGAUCAGCUACAGUAAGCCAGUGUCUCAUGGCCCCCAUCAGGGCGGACCAGCCAGCAGUCAGGGGCCCUGUCAUUCACCAUGCAUCAACGGAGGCGGAGGCAGCAGCACUGGCGGCGGCGGCAGUGGUGGCGGCGGUGUGGGAAGCUCAAUAUCUCACACAGUUAGUACGCCUGAGCUUGCUAAUACCAAACAGCAAGGGACUAAUCCUGGGAACUACGCCGCGACCUCUCACAUUAUGAGAAAUCACAUAUCACGACCUCCCCCGCCGUAUCCUUCCACCCCUUUCCGACCUGCCACCAGCACGCCAGACCUGGCGAGCCACCGCCUUCGCUGCAUCGGAGGAAGCAGUCCAGAGCUGGUCACCCGCAUGGUGCAGCUGUCGGUGAAGACCUUCCAGCCGGACAGCUCAGCGGUGGUGCACCAGUCCUUGCAGGAGGUCAGUGAGCCGCUCACCACUGCCGCAAAGCACCGCUCCACGUUGGACAAGAGGCACAGCAUGGAGGUGAUUAGCAGCAUGAGAGCAGGAGGUGGCACGGAGGGCAUGGUGAUGAAGGGCAUGAACACUCCCCUUCAUCGGAGGAAUACUCUCCGAGAGCAUGUGAUGCCCCCUCAGCCCAUGCCGCAAGCUCAGCCCCAACCCCCUCAGCCACAAACUCAACCGCAGCCUCACCCACCUCCUCCUCAACCUAAAGACUUGCCCAUACCUAUUCCUCCCCAGAAGGAACCAGCAGUGGCACCACCUGCUCCCGUUACCUAUCAGCAUCAAAAAACACUUUCAAACGCCACCAUGCUCAUCCACAGCAGUGACAGUGAGGAGGAGGAGGAGGAGGAAGAGGAGGAGGGGCCUGAGCUUGAUGUUCAAAUCCCAGGUCUGAAUGAGGACAUCAGCAUCAGUGCCCAGUUGCAGGCCGCCUUGGCAAAACUGCCCAACAAACCCCCUCCUGAGUAUCCCGGUCCUCCAAGACCUCCCAGCAAUGUUUCCAUUCACACGCACAAUCACAAUCACACUCACCACCACAACCACAACCACAACCAAGCAGCACACAGCAGCCAGGGACCCAUGGACCCAUGCCAAACCCAGGGCCACAUUCCUGGGGAUGGCGAUCCUGAAAGUGGUGGUAGUGGAACUCUGACACGAGGAGACCAGGGUGGGGUAAAUGGAAAUGUUUUAGGUCCCUCGAUUUCGGAACCCGAUCUGACCAGUGUGAAGGAGAGGGUGAGGAAGGAGCCGGUCAAGGAGAGACCCGUGUCGGAGAUGUUCUCUUUGGAAGACAGCAUUGUGGAGAGGGAAAUAGCACAGAGGACGCUGGAAAGACAGAAGAUGUCUGUAGACUCCAUGAAGAGACCCUUGAUGAUGGCGGCCCUCAAUGGCCUCUAUGUGGCCCGAAUGCCCGUCCCGGAGUCUCCUUCGGAGGAUGGUGCCAAGGCUGCCAUUGAUGAGCGGUGUAAGACAUUGGAGCUCAAACUGGAAGAGGAGAGGGUCUUCACCGAGUACGAGCAGGUACCCAAAAAGAGGGCGGACAGUGCUCUGACCACGGCGACCCUCCCGGAAAACGCGGAGCGCAAUCGUUUCCGUGACGUGGUCCCGUACGAGGAGAACCGAGUGGAACUUGUGCCCAACAAGGAGAACAACACGGGUUACAUCAACGCCUCGCAUAUCAAGGUGACCAUCAGAGGCGAGGAGUGGCACUACAUUGCCACCCAGGGCCCGUUAGCCAACACCUGUGCCGACUUCUGGCAGAUGGUCUGGGAGCAGGGGGUCAGCGUCAUCGCCAUGGUUACGGCUGAGGAGGAGGGAGGCAGGGCCAAGAGCCACCGCUACUGGCCCAAACUGGGCUCCAAGCACAACUCAGCCACUCACGGCAAGUUCAAGGUGACCACUAAGUUCCGCACCGACUCGGGCUGCUACGCCACCACAGGGUUAAAGGUCAAACACCUGCUCUCGGGUCAGGAGAGGACCGUGUGGCACCUACAGUACACCGACUGGCCUGAGCAAGGUUGCCCCGAAUACGUCCAGGGGUUUCUCUCCUACCUUGAGGAGAUCCAAUCUGUGAGGAGACACACUAACUCCAUGUUGGACACCUCCAAGAGCCUUAACCCCCCUGUGGUGGUGCACUGUAGCGCAGGGGUGGGUCGAACAGGUGUGGUCAUCCUCACUGAGCUCAUGAUCAGCUGCCUGGAGCACAACGAGCCCGUGGAGGUCCCCACCAUGUUGUCAGGUCUGAGGCAGCAGAGGAUGCUGAUGGUCCAGACCAUCUCACAGUACAAGUUUGUGUACCAGGUCCUCAUUCAGUUCCUGAAGAACUCCCGGCUCAUUUGACUCGUGAGGACAAUUCAGUCGGUCUGUGGUGUCAUGUUGGCGGAGAGUUUCAUUCAUUGAAAGUUGGCGGUAGUUGUUACAAUCCAUAAUUGCCAAUGCAAAAUAUCCUAAAACUAAAGUCAAACAGGAAAUUCAAAAAUAUUCUGAAAAUGUAUGAAAUAUAUAUAUAUGCCUAAUCAUCUUCCCCACUCAUGUUGUCAUUUAAAACACAUUUCAACAAAAUUUACUCCAUUUUCUGAGAUCAGAUUGCAAAAGUAGUCCAUAGAAUUUGCCUGAUGGACUUGACUGUUAAGUGUUGCGUCUCCUUGUAAAUACUGUGUCAUUGUGCCUUACUGAUAUCUCAACAAGAAGACAUCCACGUGCCUAUCCUUGUCUUAAAAUAUGUUUUUUUUUAACCUCCAAAGAUAAAAUCUUGAAAUCAGUAUUUAUUACUUUUAUUGGUCUUGUUGGGAGAGCAACGCAUCAAAUGGUCUACCUUCCUCUCAGGUAAGAGAAUGCUGAUGUUUCGGUUUGGUUUUUGAAGGAAAAAAACAAAACAGUCUGUUUAUAAAAUUGUACUCGGAGCAGUGAUAUUUUCUCAAUGUUCCUUUUGUACAUACGCUAAUGGACACGUGUGACAAGACUUUUUAUAUCUUUCCUGACUUGGUACUCCAAAAUACCGCAACCUGUUCAACUGUGCAUGCAUUUUUCAAAUAUUUCUAUUGUAUAUACAAACAUAUAUAUAUAUAUAUAUAUAUAUAUAUAUAUAUAAAUAUAACUAUAUUCUGAGAUAAAUAGAGGCUUCCUGCACUCUUUGCAUCCAAGUGUUUUAUUGCACUUCUAUGUCACGCGGCAUUCCACUGUUUGUUCAUAUUUAAUCCCCUUUUUUGGCAAAGCUCACCCUUUUCAAAAAAGAUGUGUACAUAUGUUUUGUAUAUGUGUUUCCAUUGCAUUCCCCUUACUUAAACAUGUACUUGCUUAUCAUGCAAUAAAGCCUUAUUUUCUUUAA